Amaranthus tricolor (Joseph's coat) is the source of this 1213-nucleotide messenger RNA. Its product is annotated as BAG family molecular chaperone regulator 4. The transcript is spliced from 4 exons. Gene Ontology annotation, biological process: protein stabilization. Gene Ontology annotation, cellular component: cytoplasm. NCBI's taxonomy places the organism in Eukaryota, Viridiplantae, Streptophyta, Magnoliopsida, Caryophyllales, Amaranthaceae. The coding region runs from base 230 to 1009 and encodes 259 amino acids. Gene Ontology annotation, molecular function: adenyl-nucleotide exchange factor activity; protein-folding chaperone binding. The record is from RefSeq and is a predicted model, not a curated record.
CGGUAAAUAACAUGUCGUUAGGUCCUUUAAACACCUCUACCCUUGUCGUCUCUUACCUUGUGCCAUUCAGGUAAUGGCACGUAACCUAACAAAGACCACCGACCUACCUCGCUUCAAAAUCUGAUUAACAAAUACUAUCACAAAUAAAUUUUCAUCUCCAGCUCCAGUAAUCAGUUUCUAUCUUCUGUAAUCUCAGAAUUUGUAAUUUUUUCAUAGAUAGAAGAAAUAGAUGCAUAAUCCAAUGGAGGACAGUAACAAAGAUAUGGAGCCGGAGACAAGGUCUGGAGGGAUGUUAGUUCAGAGGAGAGAGAAAAAUUAUGGUGAUGAAAAUGGUGGUCCUAUGUUCAAAAUCAAGGUCUCUUAUGGUUCUUCUCUGUACAAUUUCACUGUCCCUUGCAUCUUCACUUUUGGUGAAUUGAAGAAGCUUCUUGCAAAAGAAACAGGAUUAGAGCCGGAGGACCAAAGACUCUUCUUCCGUGGGAGGGAGAAGGAUGAUGGUGAGACUCUGCUUAUGGCAGGUUUAAAGGACCUCUCGAAGUUGUUGCUUAUGGAGCGUCCAGCUAGCAAAGAAAGAAAAAUGGAAGAGGUAAGAAAGAAAGAAGAAAUUUCAAAGGCAUGUGCCGCAGUUGUUGAGGUUCGGGCAGAAGUUGAUAAGCUUUCCAAAAGGGCUUCCUCCUUGCAAGCAUCUGUUUAUAGUGGGACAAAGGUUGAUGAAAAGGAGUUUAUCAUUUUGACUGAGAUGUUUAUGGUUCAAUUGUUGAAAUUGGAUAGCAUUGAGGCUGAAGGAGAAGCAAAAAUCCAGAGGAAGAAUGAGGUUCGUCGUGUGCAAGGCUACGUGGAUGCACUGGAUUCCCUGAAGGCAAAAAAUUCCAAUCCAUUUGACGAUUGUGGUAAUACUGUCUCAGUGGCCACCAAUUGGGAGACUUUUGAUUCUGGAGUCGGCAGCUUAACUCCGCCUUCUGCUUCAUCGUCUACAAAAGUUACUCAAGACUGGGUGGAAUUCGAAUAGCUUAAUUCUACGCCUCAUUAUGGCUUGUACAAAUCCGUAAGUGAGUCUUGUUAUUAUGAAUAUGAUUAUUUUACCUGUGGUGGUUACCUUAUUUACUUUGAGAGUUUUAUUUUUGAGUGAAAUUAUUACAAAGAAUUUGUUCGAGGAUAAUGAUCAGUGUAUACGACCACCUACAAUAUUAAAUAUUAUUUACUUCGAUUAUAA